UAUGAGAAAGUACGACAACCCUGCGAUGUAGUCCGUGGUUUAUACGACGGGGUUAGGCGCUGGAGGCUAAACCUGCUUUGGAUUUCCAGGCUGCAACAAAAAGAAAGCCCGUCUCCUUCAACUCGCCGCCUCGCUGCCCAAAUCCGCCGUUCCGCUUCCUGCUGCACCGGCUUGCCUGGGGCCCGAUUUCUUCCUCGGUUUACACCACUGCCAGCCCGCUUCACUUUUACCCUUCCGGGACAGGGGGAGGGGGGAGGAGGGAACUGAAAGCGAAAGCGGAUCCUCGCCUUUAACAGACGGCGCCCCACCCGCCUCCUUUGGCCCACGGCGGGGUUUCAAGCUGCUGCCUUCUCCCCCCCGCAGCCGUCGGGGGCAGGUUUUGCAGCGGAGUCGGACAUCUCUGCUCCCUUUCUCCUCGGGGAAGGAGAGAACGCGAUGGCGGAGGAGAGGAAGAGGACCGUCCGCGACCGCCUGGCGGACGCCCUGGAGGAGUUGAAGGAGUACGAUCUGAAGCAAUUCAAGUUCCAUCUGAACGCGCUCCCGGCCGAGGAGGGCUAUAGUAGCAUCCCCAAGGGGCGGCUGCAGAAGGCGGAUCGCUUGGACCUGUGCCGCCUGCUGCUCGGCUACUACGCCGAGGAUGGCGCUGUGGAGGUGACGCUCAAGGUGCUGGGAUGCAUCAACCGAAGAGACCUGCGGGAGAAGCUCCUGCAAGUCAAAGGCGGUGGUGCCCUCCUCGAUGGCUGCUUUGGUCUGAGGCAAUGGCAGCGGGAAAUCAGAAACAUUGGUGGAAGAGUGUUUCCUUCCUUUGAGAGAGAUGUUGCUUCACUUCGUUCUUUGAGAGAUCCUUCCUUCUCUCUCCGGCUCUUCACUUCAUUUGACAGCUGUGGGAUGGGAGACUUCAAGUUUGCAUCGACCAGAACCAAAACAGUCAGUGGCAAAAGCAUUACCAGAAGGAGGAUGGUUGAAAAUGGACAAGAAAGAGUAGAAGUUGAAGUUGACCAGUCAAAUACUUUAGCUAUAAAUGGAUCAUCUGCAACCAUCGGAGAGACAGAGGCCGUUGCCAGUUGCAAGAACUUAAAAAUCAAGGUUACUGAAGUGCUGGAUGGAGAGUUAUCUCAUUUGGUAGAGACAAAAGACAAUAUGGCAGGAAAGGUUUUGUCAGGAAAAAACACCAGGAGAAGGAGUACAGUGGCGAAGACCACCCACAGCCGUCUUUUGGGCACCCUGGAGAACUUGGCAACAUACAAUUUGAGGGAAUUCAAGUACCGUCUCAACUCGCUCCCAGUCAAGGAGGGCUACAGCAACAUCCCCAGAGGGCGCUUGGAGAAGGCAGAUCCCAUUGACCUGACCCAGCUGCUGCUUGGCUACUACGAGCAUUAUGCUGUGGAGGUGGUCCUCACAGUGCUGAAAUCCAUCAACCAAAGAGAUCUGGAGAGGAAUCUUCUCGCUAUCACAGAGAAUGAUGGCCACCUCGAUGGCUGGUGUGGUCAUGGACAAUGGCAGUGUGGAAACAGAAAUGGAGCCUCCUGUAGAUUUCCUUCCUUUGGGAGGGAUUUUCCUUCGCUUCGCCAUUUGAGACAAGGGGGUCUUAUUUCAUUCUCUCUCACGCUCUCUGCAUCGUUUGAUGCUCUUGGGGCAGGAGAUUUCAAGUGUGUAUCCACGUCAAUCGAAAUGGUUGAUGGCAGAAAACGCAUCAGAAAGAGAAUGAUUGAGAACGGACAAGAAAAUGAAGAAGUUGAAGACAUUGACGAAUUAAACCCUUUGGCUAUAACUGCAGGGUCACCUGCAAUCAUGAGAUUUCCAGAGGCAGCUGCAAAUUUCCAGAAUUUAAGAAACGAGUUCUCCCAUGUGCUAGCAGGAGAUGUAUCUGUAACUGAAGAGGAGGAUCUGGGGAGAGAGAUUUCAUCAGAAGGAGCCGCCGGAAGAUCUGCUUUGUGCACAAGUCAGAAUGGAGUGACCUUGCUAGGGGCACAUGCUCCUUCAAAAAGGACGCCUGGUCUGGAGAUGUUCCACGAGAGGAUCCCCCAGAACUGCUUGGAGAACUUGCAACACAUCGGCAGAGGGGGCUUUGGUACCGUCUUCCGAGCUCAGCACAAAGAAAAGGGGAUUGUGGCGGUGAAGAUUUUCCACCGCACCAAUGCAACCAGCGCAAAUGUGUCCUGCAUCCGACAGCAAGCCCUGUCUGAAGCCCGCUUCAUGGAUGAGGCAUCUUUCGCCCCCAUCCCUCGUCUUUAUGGUCUCUAUGAGAAGGGAAAUGAAGUGGGCCUAGUGAUGGAGUAUGUGGAGAACGGCAACUUGUCUGGCUUGCUGUCCAGUGCCUUGCCCUGGCCCUUGCGAAUCCGCAUCCUCUACCAGGUAGCCCUGGGGAUAGACUUCCUGCACUGCCUCCAUCCUCCGCGGUUCCAUCUGGAUCUCAAGCCCAGCAACAUCCUGCUGGAUGAAGCUCUGAAUGUGAAGGUGGCAGAUUUUGGCUUGUCCAAGUUUGGGACAACUCAGCGCUCCCCUCUCACCUCUGAAAGCGCAGAAGUAUCUGGCGGGACCCUCGAAUACAUGCCCCCCGAAGCCUUUGCCGAGUCCUACAAGCCAGACCCAGCCACAGAUGUCUACAGCUAUGGGAUCCUCAUGUUCUCAGUGCUAACCGGCAAGGAACCGUAUCCAUCCAACCCUCAGAGAGACAACUCCAUCUUCAGAAUGCAAAUCCAAGAGAAUCAAAGGCCAAACACCCAGGAGCUGGAGGGGAAGAUACACGAGGUGGAGAAACUGGAAAAUCUGAUCAGCCUAAUGAAAAGGUGCUGGCAGAAAGAAAAGGCCCAAAGACCAUCCUUCCAGGUCUGCAGCCAAGAGAUGGAGGAAAUCUAUUCCUGCUACAUGCCGCACAUUGAGACUGCUGUUCGUGAAGUUCAGAAUAGUUUGGCAAAAGCAAAAGUCCUCCCUUUAAGGGUCACUCAGGACCAGGCCGGACAUCAGAGUGGAAUAAAGCGCCCUUGGUCGGAAGUGGACUGUGCCAUGCCCUGUACCAUGGAGACAAAAGAGGAUUUGGAGAGAGGCGCUUCUUCAAGAACAGCUACCAAAGGCUCCAUUUGUUUGGAAUCUCUGCCUUCUGGUGAAAAGCCUGCUGAUCGUAUAAAGAAGUCUAAAGGGAAGUUAACGGAAGAUUUUGCUCUUCAAAGAAACCGAGAGGCAUUCCUGAAUAUAGCAGAAGAGAACCGUCUUCUCACGAAGGGCGAGUGUUUAUGCCUGAGUCAGAUGAAUGAUGCACAGGAGUUUGUGGAGAGCCUGGUCAACACGGUGCUGGAAAAAAAAGAAAUAAUGCAUAAGUUAUUCCUCUACUGUCUGGAAGAGCUAAGGCUAUGAGCUUGGAAAGAUCUGCCUAUUUCUGAAUAUUUAGAAAACGGUGGCUUAUGCACUGAUUGCUCUUUUUUAAAGAGCCCAUCGAAGUCAGGGAGAAAGACUCCAAAGCACACAAUUUUCUGCUGCUAUCUUUUUUACUCCGUAUGUGGAAAGCUUUCCAUUUUUUAAAGAAAACAUUACUUCUAAAGUAAUGGAUGCAUAAGAAAUGGAUACAGUGCCAACCAAACUGAACAAUUAGAUGGGAUAAAAUGCCAGUCAAAUAUAAAAUCAAGGUUGGAAUGAACCUUUCUCAGGAGACUAUUUUAUAUUUGUUUCUCUGCCGCUUUUCAUUCACCUUUUCAGUUUGCACUUUCCUAGUUUUACCACCCCAUCCCCCCCAUCCCCUAAUGUUAUGCUAUAUACAGCACUAAUAUCGCACAUGGAAUGUUACUGAUCUACAGAAAAGACUUGACGACCUGAAAAAAGAGACAAUGCAUGUACUUGUGUAAACUAAAAUAUAUUUAAUAAAAAAAUAUUUUUUAAAGAAAAGUUUGCACUUUCCUGACAGGUGCCUUGAGCAACAUCUCUUCUGGGGGACAAAGAGUGUUGGUAAAGUAUUUUAGCUUGGGCUAAGUUAAUAUUGUUAUUUGGGAGUGGGGAGUGUUGUAUUUUCCCCAAAUGUCCCUAAAAUCUGUAUAGGGAAGUUUUAAAUGUUUGAUGUCUUACUGUGUUUUAAUUUUUUAGAAGCCGCCCAGGGUUCUCCCAGGGU
This is a messenger RNA of Podarcis raffonei (Aeolian wall lizard), 4099 nucleotides long. RefSeq lists its product as uncharacterized. The transcript is spliced from 14 exons. Gene Ontology annotation, molecular function: JUN kinase kinase kinase activity; ATP binding. Gene Ontology annotation, biological process: protein phosphorylation. Lineage: Eukaryota; Metazoa; Chordata; Lepidosauria; Squamata; Lacertidae. The record is from RefSeq and is a predicted model, not a curated record. Bases 436 to 3354 code for a protein of 972 amino acids.